CACGAAUGCCUUACUACGCUGUUGCUAGAGGCAACAAAACAGGAGUCUAUACCAGUUGGGACUCUGCCAAAUCCAACGUCUUAAACGUUUCAAACUCAUGCUACAAGAAGUUUAACACGGCUGCUGAAGCCCAAGCCUUUGUAAGCGACAACGGCUCUGGUUCCGGAAGCGGUUCUUCAUACUCUUCGGGAGGCUCGCAAAGUUCAUCUUAUGGAGGAUCUACUUCAUCUUACGGAGGCUCUUCUUCAUCUUAUGGAGGGUAUUCUGGUGGAUACUCCGGUGGCUACUCUGGCGGAUACUCCAGUGGGACCAGUAAGCAAAAUGGUUCUUCUAGCCACUCUAAUGCUUCAUCUAGUAGCAAGCCUGCUACUGGUAAGAUCUACGUGGAUGGUGCAGCUAGAGGUAACGGCCAGGAUAGGCAUGUUGCUGGAGGCUAUGGAGUUUACUACGGUCCAGGACACUCCAAAAACGCCGCUGUAGCCAUGGAUACUGUAGACAAUCAGAAAACUACAAAUCAAAGAGCUGAGUUGCACGCUUUGAAGCAUGCUCUUAAUGACAUUGCCAACGAUGACCUGUCGAAUACUAAGUACAGUAUUCACUCAGACUCCAAAUAUGCUAUCAACAGUGUAUCUGAAUGGUCCAAGGGCUGGAACGAAAACAACUGGACUAACUCUAAGGGCCAACCUGUAGCAAAUAGAGAUAUCAUCGAGAGUUGUCUUCCAAUUCUCGACAAGGUUAAUGACAAGUAUUCUGAAAAAGGCUGGGGUAAAGUCGAGUUCCACCAUGUCAAGGGUCAUGCGGGAGACCCUGGUAACGAAGCAGCCGACAGAUUAGCAAACGAAGGUGCAAAUCAGAUGGAGUCUAGAUACCGAUAA
Molecule: messenger RNA, 875 nt
Organism: Scheffersomyces stipitis CBS 6054
Lineage: Eukaryota; Fungi; Ascomycota; Pichiomycetes; Serinales; Debaryomycetaceae
Product: RNA-DNA hybrid ribonuclease
Exons: 2
Coding region: 6-875 (289 amino acids)
Biological process (GO): DNA replication, removal of RNA primer
Molecular function (GO): nucleic acid binding; RNA-DNA hybrid ribonuclease activity; magnesium ion binding
Source: RefSeq, a predicted model, not a curated record